Messenger RNA from Mycotypha africana, 795 nucleotides. RefSeq lists its product as uncharacterized. Bases 1 to 795 code for a protein of 264 amino acids. The record is from RefSeq and is a predicted model, not a curated record. The transcript is spliced from 7 exons. Lineage: Eukaryota; Fungi; Mucoromycota; Mucoromycetes; Mucorales; Mycotyphaceae.
AUGUAUAUACAGAAAUACAUUGAACCAUUGCCAACUUCUAACUUCAUCUUUAUGAAGAAUGAUGUAUUUUCUCAAGACCUCACGGGGUGGUUUCUCUCGCUAAGAAAGACAAAUAUAAAACCUGAGAAACUGUAUCACACUGCACUGUACCUGUACAAGCAGAUCUUUUUCCCGUUUUACAAAGAUUUGAGAGUUCAAAAGAUUCAGGAAACAAGUUUAAACACAACACCUACUCCUUUCAUUGUUACUUUGAACUAUGCAAGUUUUGAAGGGAGGAUUAUCAAGUCUGUGAAUGAGACAUUCUCACUGCUUGCCAAGAGUUUCAAAAAUAGUCCCGUCAUAUUCAAGAAUAACUCGUUUGUAUGGUGUCAUGGUAGACACGAUCUACCAUUUAUUGACAUGUACACCAAAACAAACUUUAUAUUGUCUUUAUUCUCUAGAAGAUUCUUACUGCGUGUUGUUGAUCAAGAUGCUUGUCAUGUUUUACUGUGUGCAAAAGGACGCAUCAUAAACACGGGGAACAGAUGUGCAUAUGUGUUUCUGUAUGUUAUCGUCUCCUAUUGUAAGAUUGGAGGUUUCAGAAAAUCACGCAAGAAAUUGAACGCCUACGAUUUAUCGUUCUAUCCAAGAAAGUCAAUGCCAGCUCUAUUGUUCGGUAGAAGUCUUUCCGUCCUCUGUAGCACGCAAUCAUCACUGUCAGCUGCGUGUUUGAGUCAAGUACGGCAGCUCCAAGAUCGUAAGACUUGCUUUACUUGUGCUGCCGUUAAUCUUAGCCUCGAUGUUAGCAUCGAUUAA